CUGAGCCUGUGGUGGGAAUUGAACGUAUUCGCGCUCUAUUCGUCUCACUUUUCGGUUGCUUGCACGAAUUGUGCAGUAAAAAACAGCAUUCUCGCACAGUUGCUUCAUAAAUUAUUGUUCGUAACUUAUUUCUCUUGCACUUUUAGAAAUAUAUCAGUCAUCAUGCACGUGAUCAAGAGAGACGGGCGUCACGAGCGUAUCAUGUUCGACAAAAUCACCUCCCGCAUUCAGAAGCUGUGCUACGGGCUCAACGCGGAUUUCGUGGACCCUACCCAUAUCACCAUGAAGGUCAUUCAGGGCCUGUACAGUGGGGUGACCACGGUGGAGCUGGACACCCUGGCCUCAGAGAUCACGGCCACGCUCACCACCAAGCACCCGGACUACGCCAUCCUGGCUGCCCGCAUCGCCGUGUCCAACCUGCACAAGGAGACCAAGAAGGUGUUCAGCGACGUCGUGGAGGACCUGUACAACUACGUCAACCCCCUGAACAACCGUCACUCGCCCAUGGUUUCCAAGGAGACCCUCGACCUCGUCAUGGCCCACAAAGACCGUUUGAACUCUGCCAUCAUCUUCGACCGAGACUUCUCCUACAACUUCUUCGGAUUCAAGACCCUGGAGCGCUCCUACCUGCUGAAGAUCAACGGUAAAGUUGCCGAGCGACCCCAGCACAUGCUGAUGAGGGUUGCCGUGGGGAUCCACAAGACGGACAUCGACGCGGCCAUCGAGACCUACAACCUUCUGUCGGAGAAGUGGUUCACGCACGCCUCCCCCACGCUGUUCAACGCUGGCACCAACCGACCCCAGCUCUCCAGCUGCUUCCUGCUGGCGAUGAAGGACGACAGCAUCGAGGGGAUCUACGACACGCUGAAGCAGUGCGCACUCAUCUCCAAAUCCGCCGGGGGCAUCGGCGUGGCCGUCAGCUGCAUCAGGGCCACGGGCAGCUACAUCGCAGGGACGAACGGAAACUCCAACGGGUUGGUGCCCAUGCUGAGGGUGUACAACAAUACGGCUCGCUACGUGGACCAGGGCGGCAACAAGAGGCCCGGGGCCUUCGCCAUGUACCUGGAGCCCUGGCACUUCGACAUCUUCGAUUUCCUGGAGCUGAAGAAGAACACGGGGAAGGAGGAGCAGAGGGCCCGGGACCUGUUCUACGGUCUCUGGAUCCCAGACCUCUUCAUGAAGAGGGUGGAGAGCAACCAGGACUGGUCUCUGAUGUGCCCCAGCGAUUGCCCGGGUCUGGAUGAGUGCUGGGGGGAGGAGUUUGAGAAGCUCUACACCAGGUACGAGCGGGACGGCAAGGCCAAGCGGGUGGUGAAGGCGCAGCAGGUGUGGUACGCCAUCAUCGAGUCUCAGACGGAGACCGGCACGCCCUACAUGCUCUACAAGGACGCCUGCAACCGCAAGAGCAACCAGCAGAACCUGGGCACCAUCAAGUGCAGCAACCUGUGCACCGAGAUCGUGGAGUACACCAGCAAGGACGAGGUGGCGGUGUGUAACCUGGCCUCCAUCGCCCUGAACAUGUACGUGACUCCGGAGCGAACCUUCGACUUCCAGAAGCUCGCCUCCGUCACCAAGGUGAUCGUCAGGAACCUCAACAAGAUCAUCGACAUCAACUACUACCCCGUGCCCGAGGCGGAGAGGUCCAAUAAGAGGCACAGGCCAGUGGGCAUCGGGGUGCAGGGCCUGGCCGACGCCUUCAUCCUGAUGCGCUUCCCGUUCGAGAGCCCCCAGGCCCAGCUGCUCAACUCCCAGAUCUUCGAGACCAUCUACCACGCCUCCCUGGAGGCCAGCUGUGAGCUCGCUGCUGAGCUCGGGCCCUACGAGACCUACCAGGGCUCGCCCGUCAGCCGCGGGGUCCUGCAGUAUGACAUGUGGGAGAAGACCCCCACAGACCUGUGGGACUGGAGCGCGCUCAAGGAGAAGAUCACCAAACAUGGGGUGAGGAACAGCCUGCUCCUGGCCCCCAUGCCCACGGCCUCCACCGCCCAGAUCCUGGGCAACAACGAGUCCAUCGAGCCCUACACCAGCAACCUGUACACCCGGCGCGUGCUCUCCGGGGAGUUCCAGAUUGUGAACCCACACUUGCUGAAGGACCUGACUGAGAGAGGUCUGUGGAACGAGGAGAUGAAGAACCAGCUCAUCGCCCAGAACGGCUCCAUACAGGGCAUCGAGGAGAUCCCUGCUGACCUGAAGGAGCUGUACAAGACCGUGUGGGAGAUCUCCCAGAAGACCGUGCUCAAGAUGGCGGCCGACCGCGGGGCCUUCAUCGACCAGAGCCAGUCCCUGAACAUCCACAUCGCCGAGCCCAACUACGGCAAGCUGACCAGCAUGCACUUCUACGGCUGGAAGCAGGGCCUGAAGACGGGCAUGUACUACCUGCGGACCAAGCCGGCCGCCAACCCCAUCCAGUUCACCCUCGACAAGCAGAAGCUGAAGGAGACGCAGCCCGCCGCCCCCCCGCCGCCCCAGGAGGAGCAGAAGGAGCGCAACAACGCCGCCAUGGUGUGCUCCCUGGAGAACCGUGACGAUUGCCUGAUGUGUGGCUCCUAAACCCGCCCCUGUACCCGCCCCUGUACCUCGCCCCUACAACCAGCCCCUUUACCCCGCCCCUAAACC
Conger conger (European conger) is the source of this 2616-nucleotide messenger RNA. RefSeq names its product ribonucleotide reductase M1 polypeptide (gene rrm1). NCBI's taxonomy places the organism in Eukaryota, Metazoa, Chordata, Actinopteri, Anguilliformes, Congridae. Gene Ontology annotation, cellular component: ribonucleoside-diphosphate reductase complex. The transcript is spliced from 20 exons. Gene Ontology annotation, biological process: deoxyribonucleotide biosynthetic process; DNA replication. Gene Ontology annotation, molecular function: ribonucleoside-diphosphate reductase activity, thioredoxin disulfide as acceptor; ATP binding. The coding region runs from base 163 to 2550 and encodes 795 amino acids. The record is from RefSeq and is a predicted model, not a curated record.